Molecule: messenger RNA, 1827 nt
Organism: Chrysochloris asiatica (Cape golden mole)
Lineage: Eukaryota; Metazoa; Chordata; Mammalia; Afrosoricida; Chrysochloridae
Gene: BCLAF3
Product: chromosome unknown open reading frame, human CXorf23
Exons: 8
Coding region: 1-1827 (608 amino acids)
Biological process (GO): positive regulation of transcription by RNA polymerase II
Cellular component (GO): mediator complex
Molecular function (GO): protein binding; transcription coregulator activity; DNA binding
Source: RefSeq, a predicted model, not a curated record
AUGUCACAGCCUCAAUCUAGAUCCCCUGAGUGGAAACAGAGAUCUUUGUCACCAGAACCUUUAAAUUCUGACCUCUACAAGCAAAAACACUUUUAUGGGCAUUAUGGUUGUGAAUAUAAGAAGGAUCCCAAAAGACCUUGGGAAAUGGAUGAGGAGAAUUAUGGUCAGAGUAAACCAAAAAUUCCUUCUCGUGAAAACAUAUCUUACCCAUCUCUUGAAUGUAGAUCACCUUCCCCAAACACAAGAAGAAACUCGUGGGAAUAUUCUUACAGGCCUUACCAAGUAUGCUCACCCGAAAGAGAAGACUUUAACAGAAUAUCUCAGUAUAUGCCGAAAUACUCAGGUGUACUCGACAACGAGCUUGAAAUAACUUAUCCCCAGAAGAUGCAAGAAAGUUAUUUUAUCAAUGACGACAAAGUUGGAGGAAAAGGAGGGAAGCCACCUCAGAGUUCAACAGCAGAUUUGCUUAGAUUUGAAGGAGCCUGGCAGGAAGAAGAAUUCAGGAACCAGUGGAUGCAAGAAAAAAUGUAUGCUGAGUUAUCUAAAAGAGGCUCUGAAGAUUCUGAAACAAGGAGUUCUUUUCAGAAGAGGUUUCCUGAGGAUCCUGAUUUCAGCAUAUAUGGAUAUACAUCACAGAAAUCGAAAGACGUGGAGAAGUAUGAAAACAUAGAGCCUGUCAGGGAUCUAUUGUGGAAGCCCGAGACUUCUUUUCCACAUUAUCCAGAAAAGAAAGGUCUGAGUGACUUUAGACUCCAAAAUGAUUGGCAUGCUGAAAGGGACUAUGCAGAGGCCAAUUCAGUAAACAGAAUAUCCUAUGACUACUGCCACAAAUUUCAUAAGCCCGCAGGUGAGGACCAAGACUUUUCUCCUGGAAGAAUUCAGAAGUAUUUUAAAGAAGAUGAUAGAAAGUACAGUUCUCAAAAAGGCCCUGUAAAUACAAAGUCCGAUUGUUUUAAUGCUGGAGGAGGGAGAGAAGUUAAAGAUGUGCUACUUGAAGAACCUUUUACACAAACUAAGAAAGACUACGUUGCUGGUACUAAUUCAAAUGAAACUGAUAUUGCUUCACAACCCUUUAAUGAUGAAUGGAAGGAAAAACUAAAGAAAGAAGAGGACUUAAGAAAAGAAAGCAAGUCUUCCAGUAGUCAGCUUGACAGAAUACUUCCAAAUGUAAAACCCUCAUCUUUCAAUGGUAGGAGGAGUUCACUUAUGAUUAAAGUAGAUGUGAAGAAAAGCAUGGAUAGAUCCAGGGUUGCUUCUAGCUAUUCCAGAGAGAGACAGAUGUCACAUGACUUGACUGCUGUUGGCAGAAAAAGUGAGAAUUUUAAUGUAGUGUUUCAACAUCUUGACUCAACUCAGAACACUGAAAACAAACCUGCAGGAGAAUUUAUUCAGGAAAUUAUAACAACGAUUCAUCAAGUUAAAGAAAAUAAUUUUUCAUCACCUGGCAUUACUCUACAUGAUCGUUUCUCAGAAUUGCAAGCUACACGAGGUACAGGUGUAAACGAAAUUAAAUUGAGCUCAGAUCCCAGACUUCACAGGAAAAUGGAUAUGUCUUUGGUUGAGUUUCAGAGUAGACCAAUGGGUUAUGAAUCAGAACAGAAUAUGGUCAAAGUAAUACAUCCAAAUGACCUACGACAUAACAUUGAAAGAAGGAGAAGAGAACGAUUACAGAAUGAAGACGGGCACGGUUUUUACAAUGCUAGUGCUACAGAGAGGAAUGAUCAGCGUUUAAGUUUUUCGAAGUCGAAGACUACUCAUUCUGAUGGAUUAGAAAGACCUGUACGUUUUAAACACUCACAUUUUAGAAAGCGUUUUCAGAAAUUUUAA